This is a messenger RNA of Phanerochaete carnosa HHB-10118-sp, 3250 nucleotides long. RefSeq lists its product as uncharacterized. Bases 172 to 1995 code for a protein of 607 amino acids. Lineage: Eukaryota; Fungi; Basidiomycota; Agaricomycetes; Polyporales; Phanerochaetaceae. The record is from RefSeq and is a predicted model, not a curated record. Gene Ontology annotation, molecular function: N,N-dimethylaniline monooxygenase activity; FAD binding; NADP binding. The transcript has 13 exons.
UCUUUAUCAUGCUUUUCGCGACCCUGCCUCUCCGUUCUGCGCUCAAGGACACGAACUCACGACAUGAAAUGCUUGCAUCAUAAAGUUCAUACCAAGUUCACGCUCACCUUCGACUACCUUGGGAUCGUAUAAAGCUCGCCAAGACAUCUAUUAUCCACGACACGCCCAGCCAUGUCUGCUGACGACACGUCCUCUGAAGCAUCGCUUCCAACCUUUGCCAGCCUCGGCGCGACUCCACCCGAGAACCCCAAUGCGCAAGCGAUCGCACGCGAGUGGGUUAGCGCCGUCGCGCUGCUCGUCGCUCACAACGACAUCCCCGAGCUCGUCUCGUCUUUUCUUCACCCGACACCUUGGUGGCGCGACGUCUUCGCCCUCACUUGGGACCUCCGCACCUUCCACGGCCGCGCGCAAGUGCAGACCUUCCUCACGGACCGCCUCACGGAGAGCGGCUUCGGCGCUUUGGCGUACACAAAGGCGUUCUACCAGCGCGUCUUCCCCGACGUCGCAUGGAUCCUCGUGCACUUCUCCUUCGCGACGCGCGUCGCGACCGGCCGGGGUACGGCGCGUCUCGUGUUCUGCGCGGACGGCCUCUGGCGUGCCCUCGUCGUGUCGACACACCUCGACGGGCUCAAGGGCUACCCCGAGCGGCUGACCAACGCGGACCGCGACUUCCGCAUGGACCAGGUCAGCUGGACCGUCCGCAGGGAGCGUGAGCGUGAAUUCGUCGACGGCGACCCGGAGGUUCUCGUCAUCGGCGCUGGCCAUGCCGGCCUCGAUGUUGCGGCGCGCCUGAAGCACUUUGGCAUCAGCCAUCUUGUCGUCGAGAAGCAUGCGCGUGUCGGCGACAACUGGAGGACUCGUUACGAUGCCUUAACGCUCCAUGAUCCGAUAUGGGCCAAUAACCUGCCGUACAUCCCGUUCCCUCAAUCCUGGCCAACCUUCCCUUCUUCCAAACAGAUCGCAAAUUGGCUCGAGCUCUACGUUGAGGCGCUCGAACUAAACGUCUGGCUCUCGUCAGAGGCUGUCCAUGCGGCCCGUAACGCGCAGACAAACAAGUGGGACGUUGUUGUUCGACGCGCGGACGGCACAGAGCGAAUCCUGCAUGUCGACCACGUCGUGCUCGGGCAGGGGUUCACGUUCAAGAAGACAGUGUUCCCCGGGCAGGAGAGCUUCCAGGGACAGCUCAUGCAUUCAACAGAGUUCAAGUCUGCGCAAGGUCUCAGCGGUAAGAGAGUCGUUGUCAUCGGAGCUUGUACAUCAGCGCACGACAUCUCCUCGGACUGUGCAGAUAAUGACGCCGACGUGACGAUGGUCCAACGCAGCUCGACGUAUGUCUUAUCCAUCAACCCCGGACUCCUCUCCCUCAUGCCAGCGUCAGAUUGGGAGCAGAACCCGCACGACGACAUUGAUUUAAACUCGCACUCGCUUCCUUUUAAGUUCCAGUGGCCGAUGGCAGAGCGUGCUGCGGCGCACGUCCGCGCCCUCGACAGGGAUAUCCUCGACGGCCUCGUGCGUGCCGGGUACACACUGCGCAACGGCGGCGAGCACGAUUAUGGGGUCUACCACCUCUUCAUCACGCGCGGCGGGGGGUACUAUAUCGAUAAUGGCGCGUGCCGCAAGAUAAUCGACGGCAAGAUAAAGGUCAAGUCCGGUGUCGAAGUCGAGAGGAUCACGCCGAGCGGCGUUGUGUUCACGGAAGGGACCGAGCUGCCGGCAGAUAUCAUCGUCGUGGCUACAGGCUUCGACGACGUGCGCGUGCCAAUCCGCAACCUGCUCGGUGAGCCCGCCGGCGCGGCGGUUCCGCCCCUGUGGGGCCUGAACGCCGAGGGCGAGCUCAAGGGCCCCUGGCGCGAGCUCCAAAAUCUGCCGAACAUGUGGCUCAUGAUGGGCAACUUCGGAUGGUGCCGAUACUUCUCGAAGAUCUUGGCGCUGCAGAUCAAGGCGAAGCAAGAAGGGCUCUACGGGACGCGUUAUGCAGCUCCGGCGGAGCGUUGAUUCCUGUGUGCACGGUUGUAGAGGUACACCAAUGAUAUCGGCGCCGGGGCGCUCGAAGCUGUUCGUGGCACAACCUUGCCCGCUCUUCGCGGCCUGUUUGGACAAUGCUUUUGAACACAACCUGAAAAGAGCAAAGCAAGGUCAUUCAGAAGCGCCCCUUGUGCGCGCCAUAUGCGUACCACCGCGAUGGAAAUAAACCUGAAGGGCCAAGACAGACAAAAUCAGAGUUAACGGAAGGAUGUCGGACAUCUGGUGCGUCUGACACGUCUAUGUAAGGCACACGAGUACGAGGUUCUGUGCCGCACUGUCGUUGCGCCACUAAGAAUGCGUCGUAUCAUUUACAGCAGCAAGUAAUAAGUAAAAUGCUAAGAAGAAUACAGACAACGCAGCCAAGACCGGAACUGGUAUUAAAUACGAGAGCUGGAGCGUAAUACAAUAGAGGCGGCUGUUCGGUUCGACGCCUACGCUGGACAGCACCAAAAUUAGUGGUCACUGCCAGCUAUACGUUCACUCUUCGUCAUCAUUUUCAUCUUCAACCUGCUCUGACCAGCCAUGGUCCAGAGGCUCCCCAAUAUUCCCGAGGAGAUUGGAGGGCACUCUAAAGCUCAUAGUGGCGCGGGAGGCGUGCUGCGCGUCCGAGCUGUUUUCACCGGCCUGAGCGUUGUAGUCGAGCUGGCGGAGGUUGAGAAUGAAGCGUUGCACCAACAAAGGAGGCUGUAAACAGCGACGCCUAGUCAGUGAUAUUCUUGUCAUCUGGAUAUAUGAAACUAUUACUAAGUACUGGACAAAACCAGUCGCAUAAGUGCCCUGUUGUUAUAGGAUCAGAAUAUUUCGGCAGGAGUAUCUGGAUAAUUACAUCGUUAACAAGACUAGUUGAGUAGGUCAGGAGUUGCAGGAUGCUCAUGCCUAGAAGCGCACUCAGAGUUCAUGUGUCAGAUGGGGUUGUUGGAAUACCGUACAAGCCAAUAACUCACAGAAAGUAAAGGGUACCUAACCAGUAUUUCAUUAGCCGCGUCGUAUAUGAGCGAAUGGAAGUGGGCGGGGCGCAUACCGUCUCUGAGGAGCACAGCAGAAAUUGACGAUGUGAGCUUGAGUCGGGACAUCUCUCGCCAGUGUGCAAACGACUUGAUCCAUGUCAGCACGAGAACGAUGGCGUCGGAGGCAAUUACACUGCAUCUUGUAAGAUAGAGAGCUGAGGGUAUGUUCAUAACGAGGUAAGAACAUAAAACGAAGCGUGACAAACAUACUCCUAGAC